GUACGUUCCUUUCUCUCUCUCCACCCCAUAAUUUGGAGUCUUAAACUCCAUUUUUAUGGUUGAGUAAGUUUCAUACUUCUUUGCCAUUUAUUACAAGUGAAUUUGCACUUUUAUUUGAUUGUUUACUCUAAAUAUUUGAUGUUGUAGUAAUUUCAUAACAAUUAUCAUGGAAACAGGUGUUAUUAACACAUUCCCUAACUUCAAAAUACCUCCUUCCUAUAUCACAAUGAAAAAUUACUUGCUUUUUUAUCCUGUAAAGACUGCAUUUUUAACUAGUAAUUCAAGAAUUAAGUUAUCCUCCAAGUUUCAUAUAUGUUGCUUAGAUCCUUCUAGAAGUCACAAUUCCAUAGGAACUAAAACUUUGGUUGAAAAUGAAGUAGAAGAAGAAGAAGAUGAUGAUGAGGGUUCUAGUGAUAGUAAAAAUCAGGUUAGGGAGGAACCGUCCGAGGUGGACUGGGAAGCAAAAUUCCUUGGAAAGAUGGAGCCAUCUGGGGAUGUUUUACCUGAAAAGAAGAAAAAGAAAGUAAAUUCUAGAUUGCUUAAGAAUACAGAAACAAUGGAUUGGUGUAUGAAUGCUAGGAAAGUUGCUCUUAAGUCUAUUGAAGCUAGAGGAUUGACUCCUGUUAUAAAGAGUAUGGUUGGUGGAAAUAAAAAGACCAAAAAGAAGAAGAAGAAGAUUAAAUCUAAGGUUGAUAAGAAAAGACCGGAUGAAGAAAUUGAUGGAGAGUUGGAAUUUGACUCGGAUGAUGAGGAUUUCGAUUUGGAUGUUGAAGUUCCUCUAGGUAAUAGAAGUGACCUUAAAAUGACAGUAAGCAUGUUUGCUGAUGGUAUGUUUGAGGAACAGAAAGCUAAAAACAUGGAAACGUUUGUCCAAAGGCUAUCUGAAUUUGCAGGACCAUCGGAUCGUAAGAAAGAAAUUAGCUUGAAUAAAGCAAUUGUUGAAGCACUGACAGCUGAAGAAGUGUUAGAAGUCACUUCUGAGACAGUCUCAGCUGUUGCGAAAGGGCUUACCCCAUCGCCUCUUUCUCCAUUAAAUAUAGCCACAUCAUUGCAUAGGAUAGCGAAGAACAUGGAGAAAGUUUCAAUGACUAGGAGCAGAAGGUUGGCAUUUGCUCGCCAAAGAGAGAUGUGUAUGCUUGUAAGCAUUGCUAUGACUGCUUUGCCUGAGUGCUCAGGACAGGGUGUUUCAAAUAUUGCGUGGGCACUGUCAAAAAUUGGUGGUGAGCUUCUCUAUUUGACAGAAAUGGACAGAGUGGCAGAAGUAGCGUCGACUAUGGUUGAGGAGUUCAAUUCACAAAAUGUUGCUAAUAUAGCUGGGGCCUUUGCGUCAAUGCAGCACUCUGCUCCGGAACUGUUUUCGAGGUUAGCGAGAAGGGCCUCGGACAUAAUUCAUACUUUUCAGCCUCAAGAGAUUGCUCAAGUCUUGUGGGCUUUUGCUUCUCUGUAUGAGCAACCUGGUCCCAUGCUUGAUGCACUUGAUAAUGUUUUUAGUGAUGGUAAUCAGUUCAAAUGCCGCUUGAAAGAUGAUAAAUUACCUUAUAGUAAAGAAAGAACACCCGAUGGUACUGCAGAUGUUGAUUCUGGAGCAAUUAACUCUCCCGUGCUAAGUUUUAAUAGGGAUCAGCUAGGUAAUAUAUCAUGGUCUUAUGCUGUUCUUGGGCAGAUGAAUCGAGUUUUCUUCACCAAUGUAUGGAAUGCUCUCAGCUAUUUUGAGGAGCAACGGAUAUCUGAGCAGUAUAGAGAAGACAUUAUGUUUGCUUCCCAAGUUCAUCUUGUGAACCAAUGUCUCAAGCUAGAGUACUCACAUCUUGACUUAUCCCUGAAAGGUGAACUGGAGGAAAAAAUUUCCAGUGCUGGAAGGACAAAACGGUUCAAUCAGAAGGUUACUUCCUCAUUUCAGAAGGAGAUUGCUCGCCUUCUUGUAAGCACUGGGCUAGAUUGGGUAAGAGAACAUGCCGUGGUUGGUUAUACCCUGGACGCAGCGGUCAUUGACAAAAGAGUUGCUCUUGAGAUAGACGGCCCUACUCAUUUCUCAAGGAACUCAGGAUCCCCCUUGGGACAUACAAUGCUAAAGCGGAGAUUUAUCACUGCUGCUGGUUGGAAGCUCGUAUCUGUCCCUCAUCAGGAAUGGGAAGAGCUCAAAGGAGGGUUUGAGCAGUUAGAGUAUCUCCGUGGCAUUAUCAAAGAUCAUUUCAAUGAAGGAAGCUUCAAUGUGGAAAUGGAAGAUGGUCAUUGAAGUAUAAUAGGAAAACCAUAACUGUAUUUUAUUGUGCUUCACUCAUUCCUUCUUCGUUCCUCUAUCAUAUAGCAGGUUUAUACUUCUCUUACUUUUCAAAGUUUAAAUGUCUUCAGACUUUUGAAUUCUAUACUAAUGUGAAUUACUUUUAAAUUUUAAUAAAGUAUAAUUAUAUGAAC
Messenger RNA from Solanum verrucosum, 2415 nucleotides. Its product is annotated as RAP domain-containing protein, chloroplastic. The record is from RefSeq and is a predicted model, not a curated record. The transcript is spliced from 3 exons. Bases 167 to 2236 code for a protein of 689 amino acids. Gene Ontology annotation, cellular component: mitochondrial matrix; chloroplast; ribonucleoprotein granule. Gene Ontology annotation, biological process: mitochondrial RNA processing; chloroplast rRNA processing; regulation of mitochondrial mRNA stability. NCBI's taxonomy places the organism in Eukaryota, Viridiplantae, Streptophyta, Magnoliopsida, Solanales, Solanaceae. Gene Ontology annotation, molecular function: RNA binding.